GCGGAAUCCCGAUCCAAGACCAGCAUCAUGCGACCCGUUCUAAACCGGGUGAUGGGGCAGAUUCCUGCACCCCGAUGUAUUACAGCCUCCACUUCAGGAAUCGUCCCCCUUUUUCGCACUUUUGCUGCCGCCAACCCCCCACCACCAGCGCGCCCGACUUCAGGUACUGAGCAGCGCCCUAAGCCAUUCCCAAAGCCAAAGCCUCAGCAACAACCAAAAAACGCAACCCAGCCCAGCUCAUCAAAUCGCUUAAUGAAGCGAGUGCUACAUAUCCGCCGUGUGGCACGAGUAAAUUCGGGUGGGAAAGUCCGCUCCGUAUCCGCGCUCGUGGUUGUUGGAAAUGGAAACGGGGCAGCUGGUUAUGGGGAGGGACGUGCGACCGACGCUGCCGCAGCCGUGCAAAAAGCGACGAAGAAUGCUGAGAAGAAUAUGACAUAUUUCCAUCGGUUUAACAAUCGUACAAUUUUUUCGAAUAUUGACUACAACUGGCAUAAGGUGCAAUUGCAGCUUAGAAGUGCCCCGCCAGGUUACGGUGUAGUUGCCAGCAACCAUAUUCACGAAAUUUGUCGCUGCAUUGGUAUAUCCGAUCUAGGUGCAAAGAUUUGGGGUUCGCGGAAUCCUAUGAACGUUAUCAAGGCUACAUUUGCAGCUUUGAAACAGCAACAAAGGCCCGAAGAUAUUGCCCGGGCGAGGGGAAAACGUAUUGUGGACGUGGAGAUGGCGUACUAUGGUUACACUGACAAGAAGAAGCCAUGAGAAGUGCUGCCGUCCGUCUUUUUAGACCAGACCACACCGAAUGUAUUUAUAGUCUGUUGCCGAGCCGCCGAUGGAAACGUUGAGCAAAAUCACACAUGUAUUACCACAUAUUAAACAUAUGCCACUGCACCCG
Molecule: messenger RNA, 889 nt
Organism: Spizellomyces punctatus DAOM BR117
Lineage: Eukaryota; Fungi; Chytridiomycota; Chytridiomycetes; Spizellomycetales; Spizellomycetaceae
Product: ribosomal protein S5
Exons: 3
Coding region: 28-756 (242 amino acids)
Biological process (GO): translation
Cellular component (GO): ribosome
Molecular function (GO): structural constituent of ribosome; RNA binding
Source: RefSeq, a predicted model, not a curated record